Messenger RNA from Geodia barretti, 1668 nucleotides. The record is from the annotation of a GenBank genome assembly. Lineage: Eukaryota; Metazoa; Porifera; Demospongiae; Tetractinellida; Geodiidae.
AUGGUGAAACAAUUCAAGAUCAUUGUGGAGCCUCCUCGUUCACCCAGGGGCUACCUCACAGGGACUACCAUGUCCGGACACCUACUGGUCGAGACCCAAGAGCAAAAGAACUACAAACACAUCGACGUGUCGUUUGUCGGAGUUGGCCUGGUGGAACAGAGUGGUCCCAGCGGCACAGCUAGUAGGGGGAAAGAAGAGUACGUUCGUAAGACGGUGACAGUUUGGCAAGGCGACGAAGGAACGGUACUAUCUGCCGGAGUUAGAAAGUUUCCUUUCUCGUUUACCAUCCCCGAGACUUGCCCGCCGUCUCUAGAGCUAGGGAGCUGGUUCAAGGAUGGGUACACGGCCAAGAUAAAGUACUUGCUGGUGGGACAUAUAGCCGCAAGGGGGGUGCUGAAGCAAAACCACACCACCGAGACAAUGGUGACUGUUGUGCAGGAGCUUCAAGCCGAGAGCAAACCAGUGAGGCACACGACACGGAGCCAGCAAGGUCUCCUGAGCUUUGCCUCCAAGAGAUCUGAGGUUCUCACUGCCGAGUUGCCACGCUCGACGUUUGCAGUGGGAGAGAGGAUCCCUAUCAGGGUCCAGCUGGAGAAUUGCAGGAGGAUUCGGACAAUUGACACUGAGACUGUUUUGGAGAAAACAGUCGCUUUAAAAACGGGUGGAACCGUCUUCGAGAAACCGUCCCUGACUGUUGUAAAGGCUGUGAGUGCCAUAUCGGCAGGCACAUGGAGUUUAGAGGUUCCUGCCGUGCCCAGGAAGCAGGUGACAGUCCAGGCAACAGCUCUGAGUGUGACCUAUGAAGUGAAGGAAAGGCGGUGGUACAGAUCGACGAAGGGGAAGAGCUAUAGACUUAUCGAAGUAGCGCUAUCGGGCUCUGGAAAGGUGAAGUGGACGGAGGGAUACGGGGAAGAGAGCGAGACGCACAGAUCCACGGACGAUUACGUGAACCAGAGUGUCACUCUAUGGGGGGAAGAGCUUAAGAAUGAACUCGGCAAUGGCACGCUUCUGGCUGGGCGGCACGAGUUCCCGUUCGCGUUCUCAAUCCCCGGGUCUUGUCCACCAUCGUGGGAGGCGGGGCUGGGGGCGUCGAGUGGCGCGGACGCCUGGGUUCGCUACGUCCUUACCGGACGGAUAACCACGCGAGGGGCACUAAAGGCGGACCACACUACCGAACAGCGGGUAAGAAUCGCGAGAGAGGUUAGAGUGGCACCCACAGCCUCUGAACCAGUGCGGCACGAGGUUCAGGGUUCCGAAUGUUGCCUCUGCUGCGUAUCGGGGCCCGUAGUGUUAGCCGCCGAGCUACCUAGCUCCAGUUUCACGGUGGGAGAGAGAGUACAACUCAGCACGGAGGUGGAGAACGGGAGCUCACGUGAUCUCAUACCCGAAGCGGUCCUGGUCAAGCUAGUGAAGCUGAAAGCAGGUGGGAACGUAAAGAAAGUGACAGAGACAGUCGUGAAAGAGACUGGCAACCUCAUCAGAGGAGGUUCAACGGUCGGUUGGUGUCCAGAGAUGCCAGGACUGCCAGACAGCGGACAUGCUACCAUGGAAACACCAGGAGGAAUGAUCGCAGUGGCCUAUGAAGUCAGGGUUCGUGUGGGUCUUUGGUUGGGGCAGAGACUCGAAGUCAUUUUUCCUGUCCUCAUUGGUACCACACGACCUCCAUAG